GUGACGUCUGGUCUAUGCGACAAUUCAGUCACGUUAUCAUCACCUGUGAUACUACGCCAUCACAGAAACGUAAAUAAUGGAGGGAGGAGAGAGAUACGCAUUUUGUAGCUGGAAAUACAGGAACUAUUUUGAGUUUCUGUCAGCGAAGGAUGACAAUAUCAAGGUUCGUUGUACCCUCUGUGCACCACAUCAAAUCUGAAGAAACAUUUGGAAUCGCAGCAUGGGACAUUCAGACUGACGGAGCAAGUCCCGCCAGGUGCUUCGAAGCAGAGGGAUGCGACGGGCCCUCCACUAACCAAACAACAAAAGCUGGAUUUCGGUGCAAAACCAGCAAGUGGGGAAGAGUUAAAGAAGUUGGUCGGACGGUAUGUAGUAGAAGAAAUGCUGCCCUUAAACACGAUUGACUCGCCCUCGUUUCGUGUCAUAAUAAACAGAAUCCCCACUACUGUAAAUGCCGAGCUGCCUCACAGAGGAGCUUUUUCUGCAUAUGUGGAGAAAGGAGUAUGCAGAGAUGGAGUGAAAUCUGAAGGCCGCACUGAAUGAGGUCGACUUUGUGUCACCUACCGCAGAUAUAUGGACUGCUAAUGGCAACAAUAGAAGCUAUAUGGGAGUAACACUCCACUGGAUCCAUAGAUCCACAUUAGAGCGCCACACGGCUGCAUUGGCAUGUAGGAGAAUUCGUGGUAGACACACAUAUGAUGUUAUUGGUGCAGAAAUUGAAAACAUUCACUCUUCGUAUGGACUACGCAACAAAGUAGUUGCAACAGUGACUGAUAAUGGAUCCAACUUUGUGAAGGCUUUUAAAGUUUUCCAGCCUGUCACAGAGUCCGAUGGUGAGACGGAGGAGGAAGAGUCCACCCGCACAGAUGAUGAUGUCACUUUUUUGGAUAUGUCGGAAAUCCUCGCAGCUGAGAAUGAAGUUGAUGGCCAACUGUGUCUACCCCCGCACCACAGGUGUGCCUCACGCACCAUCAACAUCAUUUCCACAAGUGAUGUGGAGAAAUAUUUAACUUCCCAUGCAGAGAGCAAGGCCGUUUAUAGGAGCAGCACAGCAAAAUGCACAGCGCUAUGGACCAAAUCCAGCAGAUCUACCCUUGCAUCAGAAGCAGUGGAGGAAGUCAGCAAAAGAAAGCUCCUGGUACCAACAUCCACAAGGUGGAAUUCAUUUUUUGAUGCUGUAAAGAGAAUUGCAGAAAUUCCCAUGAGUGAGCUGAAUACUCUAUGCACAAAGCUGGGAGUUAAGUGCUUCAUAGACCGAGAGUACCAGUUCCUUCAUGAGUACUGCACCUUCAUGAAGCCCCUCACUGCAGCUCUGGACAUUUUACAAGGUGACUGUCCUUAUGGGACUUUACUACCCACACUUGAAGUUCUGAUGCAGAAGACCCUGGCUGUGAAAGAUUCGCUCUCCAGGAUGACUGCAGGCCUUCCAGAUGCUAUAGUGCAGGCUAUCCAGACUCGUUUUGCUGGUGUGCUGGACGACAAAGAUGCCCUUCUCGCAGCUGUCAGUUGUCCUAAAUUCAAACUUCGAUGGCUAAGAGAUGCAGGUAGGAGGGAGCGAGUGAAAGAGCUUCUGAUAACCGAGUGCCGCACAACUGCUCCUGCACCACAGAGCUGCACUACAACUGCUAGCCAAGGUGAGAUGGACUUUUUCACUUUUGAGGCGGAGCCAGACGACACCUACUCUGCAGAACAGGAAGUCAUGGACUACCAUAGGUCAGCCUAUGACCUUCAAAUUCUGCAUCGAUUUACAAACAUAAAGAAAAUGUUCUUGAAGUAUAACACUCCAACCCCAUCAAGUGCUCCUGUGGAGCGGCUUUUUAGUCUGGGAGGUUUGGUGCUGACACCUAGAAGAAAUAGACUUUCUGACAGGAGGUUUGAAAAGCUUCUGUUAAUGAGAUACAACCACUGGUUUACUCGUCCCAUUCCAUUGUUUCACUCAUAAAAUGGGAUUAUAACAUAAGAUUAAGCCAAAGUAACAAAAGCAGACAUGUCAGCCUAUAUGUGGUAUUAUACACUACUGUAAACUGUUAAAGCCACUCCUUGCUGCUCCAAUGCUGUGAACAGGUUCCAUGUUUAGUUUUGUCAUUACAGUGUUAAUAUUUAAACAUGUCUGGUCAAGAAAGACUGUCUUCAUUAUAUUUUUUUAUUUAAAAAGUAUUUAUGUUCAACGAAGUGAAGAAAAACUAUUUUAUUUUAAAAAAAGUAUUUGUUUAGUGAAGUCAAGAAAGUCACUGUAUUUUGUUUAUGUAAAGCAAGUUUUUUAUGAUACUAAAGUCAAGAAAUACUAUUUAAUUUUUUAUAAAAAAGUAUUUAUGUAUAAUGAAGUCAAGAAAGACCUUUUUUUUUCUUUUUAAACAUGUAUUUUUUCCUGAAAUGGUUUUUAAGUUCAGCUUUAUAUGUCGGAAGAUACAUUGUUGAUGUUACCAAUAAAAUGC
This is a messenger RNA of Girardinichthys multiradiatus, 2435 nucleotides long. RefSeq lists its product as uncharacterized. The transcript has 2 exons. Lineage: Eukaryota; Metazoa; Chordata; Actinopteri; Cyprinodontiformes; Goodeidae. Bases 605 to 1942 code for a protein of 445 amino acids. The record is from RefSeq and is a predicted model, not a curated record.